CUCGCCGGUGUCAGUCGAAUAUAUUUUCAUAAAUGAGUGAAAAAAUCGGUGAAUUCGCUGGAAAAUUCAGUUAAUAGAAGAUGUCUGGUCCACCGAAUAUCAACAGUGGGCCGACAAGUGGUAGCGGACGAGGACGGCUUCGAACGCCCCCACCAACUUAUUUUCGGUCACCAUCUCCGUGGGUCCCUCCUAGAUCAACACCAAUUAGACAGCAUUUGUCUCCAUUACAUAAUACGAGUGAAACUCAAUAUGCGUCGCAGUACAAUGCUACACCAGUUUACGUAGUUCAGCCAAUCUCUAGUUAUCAAUACGUAGAUAUCAAUGAAACACAGAACCAAACACCUGUUAACAUCAGGUAUUCAAAUAAUGCUGCGCAAAAUUAUGCAAAAAUACAGGAAACGCAUGGCGCUAGUACAGCUCAUUUUACAGAAAGUCAUAUGAAUAAAGGAAGGGAUAGUACCCAAUUAUAUCAGCUGAAAAACACAUCACAGCCGAAACAAUUUGCUAAUGUUACAUCAACUAUCGGUAACUAUGAUACACCUUCUUCACAAAGAAGGCAAACAACGCCUCAAAUGUUUCCACCGGAUUCAAGCAUGCAAAGACCACACUCAAGAGGUCCCAAUAUCCGCCAGAAUGUUCCAUCCUAUCAAUAUCAAACUAAUUUUGAGCAGUCGUUAAGCAUCGAAACUGAUCAUAAACCACAAUACGUCAUAUAUGAUUGUACUGGGGAAGCUGGACCAUCAACCGCAGAAAUAAUAGCAAAUCAAUCGCAAGACUACGUGGAUGAGAAAUUAGCCGAAUACCAAGCCACUAUAUAUUUAUUACAAGAUGAACAAGAACGUGUACAGAAGAAAACAUUUGUGAACUGGAUAAAUUCAUUCCUUACCAAGCGAAAUCCACCUUUAAAAAUUGUUGAUCUGAUUCAAGACCUGAAAGAUGGAACAAAAUUGUUGGCCUUGCUUGAACUGCUUUCUGGCCAGCGUUUACCUGUGGAAAAAGGCAAAGUAUUGCGACGGCCUCAUUAUUUGAGUAAUGUAAAUACGGCUCUCCAGUUCCUUACAAGUAAAAGGAUAAAAUUAGUAAAUAUCAAUCCAUCAGAUAUAGUUGAUGGCCGUCCUGCUGUGGUAUUGGGCCUUAUUUGGACAAUAAUAUUAUACUUCCAAAUAGAAGAAAAUAGUCGUAUUUUACAUUACUUGAAUGCAAAUCUCAGCGGAUCCGUAAGCAGCUUGGAUAGCCUUUCAACAUCAUGUAUUCAGAGCCCAAUUAAACCUCUGCUUCAAGAUUCUGCUUCAAAUAAAACGUCACAAGAAAUGCUGAAACAAGGCCCUAGGAAAACCCUCCUAGGUUGGGUGAAUAAUGCGCUUCCGAAACAAUCAGGAUUGGACAUUAAAGAUUUUGGCGCAAGCUGGAGAGAUGGAUAUGCAUUUUUGACGCUGAUUGACGCAAUUAAAACAAAUGUGAUCAAUAUUGCAGAUAUGAAACGAUGCAAUAAUCGUCAUCGUUUAGAUACAGCAUUCAAUGUGGCAGAAACGGAGCUAGGAAUAGCAAAACUUUUGGAUGCCGAAGAUGUAGAUGUUAACUGUCCAGACGAAAAAAGUAUUAUGACGUACGUUGCACAAUUUUUGCACAAAUAUCCAGAUGUCAAGAACAUCAAUUCAAAAAGUGAAAGUGAACAAGAACUGUUUGGCUUAUUGAACUGGCUUCAAUCUAUAGUUUGUUACUAUGACAAUUUGAAUGGAAACUAUCCCAAUAAGUAUGAGUUGUAUGAAAAACUUAAUCUUGAAAAAUUGGAAAAACAUAAUCUUUAUAAGAAGGUAAAAAAUAUUCAUGCUGGAAAAUUAACACCAGAAGUACAAGAUCUGAAUGAUUUCUGGCAGCGAUUAGAGGUUCAUUUGCAGCAGUGGUUAUGGUUUUUGGAUUGCUCUCUUCCAGAACAGUUUGCUGUUAUUGGUCUGUGGUUAAGUAAUGGAGAAAAACUGUUAAUCGACAGUGACAUUCCAAGUAAUAUGAACGAAGAAACUGCCUCGCUUAUCAGCAAAAAGUUGGAGGCACACAAACAGUUUUUUGCUGCUUAUCCAGAAGUAUAUGGAACAUUUAACGAUUUGAAAGUGUCUAGCAUAGCUCUGAAAGUUCCAGAAAAUCAACUCGCAAAUAUAGAAAAACGCUUAUUUGAUAUCGACACCAAUGCGAAACAACGACGAAUAAAGUUGAAAUUUCUUGAACACAAAUGUUGUCUGAUUGCUUUCCUAAAUUUGCUAGAAAAUAAAAUAAACAGUGUAAAAUACAGUAAUGAAAACACCGUCAAACAAUCUCUUGAGCAACUGAGAAAUUUUGUUACAAGAAACCAGAUCAUGCAAGAGUUCGAAAAAGCCCUUAUCGAUAUGAGGCAGGUUAUCGAAGAGUAUAAAGUAGAUGGAAAUAUUGUCAAGAAGGAAGAGUACAAUAUCGACACUUUCCUACGUGAAAUUGAAGAUAGGUGGAAAAAUAUUUCAUCACGCUUGAUAUGUACUGAAACUAUGCUUGAAGACGUAUUAUCGCAUUGGAAGCGCUGGAGGAAUCUAUCAGAUGAACUAGAAAAAUGGAUAGAAGCUGCUCAGAUUGCGCUAAAUGGAAGUGAAGAUGAAAAAAUAGAAUUUUUCCAAAAUUUAGCAACGUAUAAAGAAAAGAUCAGCUUGUUGGCAGACACUUACAAUAUACUGAAGUCUACAUGUGAUUAUGACACCGCAAAUAAGAUUGAAAAUACCUACAAACAACUUUUACGUCAUUGGGAUAAAAUAUUUCAAUAUUCGAAGCAAUACCUUCACGUUGGAGAUGUUUUACAACAUAGACAAAAGUUCAAGACAGAUGCCGCUCUUUUAAGUGAUUGGAUACGAAAUGCUGAAAUAAUAUUAUCAAUGAAUAAUCUGAAAAACAUAAAUGAAAUUAAACAAUCUGAAGCGGAGGUGAAGAAAAUUGCAUGUGAAAUGGAAUCCAAAGAAGAGUUAUUUAAAUCCGUCAGUAGAAGCUUCCAAGUUCUGAUAAAAGAAUAUUCGAGAGAUGAAGUUGAUAAGAUGAUGACUCUUAUGAAAAGAGAUAAAGAAGCGCUAGUUUGUAUUCGAGCGCAGAUUCCUAUUAAGCUACAUCUUUUUCAUCAGCUAUUAACUCAGCAAGAGGCAUUGGAGUCCGGUCGGAAGGAAAUUUCAGAAUGGUUAGAUGAAGCCGAAAACCUUCUCAUAUCAUAUGCAUUCAAUAAUGAAUCUCAGCAAUCUAUAUUGAAUCUGACGAAACAUAAAAAUUUCUUCAACCGAACAUUAUAUUAUAAAUCAAUGCUAGAAAGCAAAAACAAUGUUUUUCACAAUCUUCUUAAAUUAACCAAUGCUGAUAAUAGCGUGAAUAUGAACGACUUAUCCAAUAAAAUGAAGCAACUAAACGAAAGGUUCGCGUAUGUCAUAAAUAACGCUAAUGACUGGGAAUAUAAACUUCAAGAAAACUUGAAAGCAUGGGAAAAAUUCAACUCUAGUCAAAGAACUGUUGAAAAUUACUUACGUCAAGCAGAAUCAUGGCUUAAUGCAACUAUGCCGCUAGAGAAACAAAGCGAUGUGCGAACACAGCUUGACUUUUUCAAAAAUGCUGAUCAAAGUACCAUCAGUGCCUUGGAAUCAAACACCGAAGAGCUUCUCAAAUAUUUGCCGCCAAAUGAACAGAAAAUGAUGAUUUUAAACAUCGAAUCACUUCAAAAGCAUUGGAGUGAAGUAAUAUCAAAUGUUCCUCAACAUCUCAUGAAACUUGAAUUCCGUAUGAAUGAAAUUAUGUUUUACAGUCACAUAAGCCAAAUAGAAAAAGAGUUGAACAGUGAAGAGCAAGCGUACAACUGUAAUGAAAAUUACGAAAGUAUUGUGCAACGAAAUGAAGAUUUUUUCAAAGUCAACGAUCUCCAAAACGUUGAAAGAGUGCUGGCAGCUUUGGAAAAAAUAAGCUAUGUUCAUGCGGAUCAAUUUUCCAAUGAUCGUGCCUUAUGCCAACAGUACCAGAUAGCAAACAACACUUGGAUUGAAAUGUGUAAAAGAAUUGAUAAUGUAAAAAACAUUCUAAACAAGAUUCCAGCGCAAUGGGAUGCUUAUCAUGAAAAGUUUAAUGAGAUGAGCCGAUGGAUGGAUUCCGUAGAUCAAUCAUUGAAGCAAAUUAUGAUUGAAAAAGAGACAAUGGAGCAGUUCGAACAGGAGAAAAUAACUUUCCAGAAUAUAUGUUUCGAAGCUGAUGCCAGAAGGGAAGACAUGAAAUGGUUGGUCAAAACGCUUGAUUUUUUACUGAAUCAUGCAAAUGAAGAACAGGCAGCGACCGAGCAAGAAAAAAUUGAAAAAUUAAUUACCCGUUACAAAACCCUGAUUCCUACGAUUGAAACAACAAUGGUGAAAACUGAAAUAUUCGCCAAGUGUUACACUUAUCGUCAUGAAACUGAAGAAAUUUGUAAGCUGUUGGACCGAAUAAAAAAUCAAAGCGAAAAUGCUCCAACACCAGAAAGCUACCGUAAUAUAAACAGUAUGAUCGAGGAACAGAACGUUUCUUUGAAGGAGCUAGAUAAUCAGAGAGGACACAUCAUGAAAAUGCUGCAAAAAGGAAAAGAUUUGAGCAAAAAUGUAAAUGCACCCGAUUUUGUUACCAAGAAAACAAAAAUACUGGAGAGUAGCUGGAACGACACGUAUAAUGAAACUGCUGAAAAACUAAGAGCAUUAAGAGCAGUACAAAAAACAUGGAGCGAUUAUAUUGAACAGAAAGGAAUUAUUGAAAAGUUACUCAGCACUGCUGAAUUGGAGUUAAGAUCUAUCACUCCCCUCCAAACAGACCCUACGAGCGUCACACAAGACCUUGAAAUGAAGAAGCAACUUGCUUUGAACUUGAAACAAGCCUCAUCUAAAUCUUUUCUGCAGUUGAAUGAUCUGUGCAGAGAAUUGGGUUCAGCCAUUCAGCCAUCAGCAAUCCAAGCAUUAGAAAAAGAAACAUCUGAUCUACAAAACAGAAUGAUUAAUACGACUGACUUUGUGGAUAAACGAAUAGAUUACCUUUCAGAUUAUAAUGAUAAAUGGAAUGAUUAUAAAAAACGCUUGGAUAGUUUAAGGAGUUGGGUUGGGAACGUGUAUCCUAAAAUGGUAGCAGCAAUUAAACAACCACAAAUUACUUCUGCCGAUAGGCUACAAAAAACGAAACAAUUAGAAAAUGUUUUGACAGAAAAAAUUAAAACAUUAGAUUUUCUUAAUGCAAGCGCUUCAGAUUUAGCUUCUAAAGAAGGUAAUUUAUCUGAGAUGAAACGUCUGAAAAGCGAGGCACAAUGUUUACAAGUUACUUUUUCUGAAUUAAGUAAUGCUCUCAGUAUAGAAAAAGCCAAUGUUAACCAAGAUUUAGAAGUUUGGGGCCGCUACAAUGAUGAUGUUAGCAAAGUAAAAGAUUGGAUACAUGAAGCACAAUUACCGCUUCUGAAUAAAGUAUGCACUCUUCAAGAUGCUGUUUCUCUUCAAUCAAGAUUUAAUGAAUUAAAUGUACAAUGUAACAAAAAAUUUGCAGAGCUGGAAAAUUUAUCACAAAUAUGCAAAAAUAUCAAAUAUGGUAUUAAACCAACCGAAGAAGUAGACAAAUGCUAUGCAGCGUUAACAGAUUUUCAUGAAAACACACAACAUGCAAAAGGAAAGGUAGAUAAACUUGUUAAAAAUUUUUCUGCAAUGGAUAAUGAGUUGUCCAAAAUUAAUUUCUUCAUUGAAGGAGCAAAUGAUAAAAUGCGCAAUUUCUCAUCCAUUAAAUCAGAACGAUUACCAAUUGAUAAAUUGGACGAAACAUUAAAGUUGCUGCGUAUGUUCAACAAUGAAAUUUCUGAACAGCAAGCCAAACUUAUAUCGCUUGUUCAUAUCUUUGACCAAAUCAAUAAUGGUAUUUCAGAGCAAGGAGUACCUCUAUUGAAAAGUAAAUUACAAGAGCCUAAAGAUCAUCUAUCUGGUCUCAGUGAUGCUGUACGAUGUAUGAUAAACGAAUAUUACCAGCAUAUUGUCGUUCAACAGAAUUUCAAUGCAAAGCUUACUGAUUUCAGCAAUUGGAUGGAUCAAAUGACAACUAGCAUCGCAGAAUUGGAAGAAACUCUGCUAGAUGAGAUAGAACUUGCUCUACAAAAAGCACGUUAUUUGUUACAACAACAUUCGGGAAAACGAGAAGUGUUUAAUGAAAUUUAUUCACAUAUUAAGAAUGACAGCCUUACAUCCGUCAUUGGAGAUGCUUCAGUACUGGAUGAAACCUAUUCGUCCCUAGCAAGUAAUUAUCAGAACAUAGAAUCUGACUUGCAGGCAUACAUACACUAUUUACAGAGCUGGUCAGAUUUUCUGCAUUGGUAUUACGGAAUCAAGGACCAGAUUCAACACUUGAAUGACAGUGUCAUGCAAUACGAUUUAGUAGAUGAAAAUGAACUUAAAAAUAUAAAAAAUACAAUUGCAAACCAUGAAAAUGAUAUCAGUAUUUGGAAACAAAAAAUGGUAUCUUUAGAGGCUCAGCCAAAAAUUAACAUCAACGAUUCGACUGGAAAUAAAAUUUCCGCCAUUUCCUUAAUUAUGGACUUGGAUAAAAAGUUGGAAAAAAUUAAGAUUUAUUGUGACGCAAAGUCGACUGAAUUAAAUGAUAUUAAACAAAGAGUCGCUGUUUUCCAGGAGACACAAAAGCAGAUAGUUGAAAAUUUGAAUUCAAUAUCUGAUAAACUUAAAUGCAUUGUUAAAAAUGCGAGGUUAUCCAACCUAGCCGAUUGCAUAGAGGAACUUUCUGUUUUGAAUGGAAGUGUUAGUGACGAGUAUUCGUCGAAAACACAAGCCAAUUAUGAAGCAAAUUUGCUCAUGAAACAAGAAGGGGUCCUUCUAAAUAACGUACAAGAGCCACUUGUUGUUCUUGAUAAAGAGUUGGAAAAUAUUCAACUUGAUAUUAAUGAAACACUAGAAAACUUCGUGAAUGUACGGGAUAACUACAAUGAUUUUAACAGAUACAAUAUGGCUUUAAAUACGGAGCUUAAGAAUGUGGCUGCUGUCAACAAAGCAACUGUUUCGAAUGUUUCUGAUAAGCAAUCAAUAAUUGACCGAUUGGAACAGUUGCAUCGAAGCUCAGAGUCUAUGAGAAAGAUUAAAAAGCAUGCUGAUGGUGCUUCAAAUAAAGGCAAUGACAUUGUUAAAGCAUUUCGGAAAUAUAAUGCAUUAGAUUGUGAAAAUCUACUUGAAAUCAUAAAACAAAACAAUAAUACAUUCAAAACCCAUCUCGAUGAACUGAUUGACAACAGUAAUGCCUUGAACGAUAAAUUGUCAUUGUUCAAACAAAUCGAAGAGAUAAACGGCGAUGUUACAUUAUGGCUUGAGAAAACUAAAGAUCACUUUAAUAAUGGGAUAGAUAAUCCGAGUGAAAUAGAGCAUAAGCUUAUCAACUAUAGAAAUGAACUCCCUGGUCAGCUUCUAUGCAAAAAUAAUUUAAACAGCCUUCUAUCUGAAUUCAAAAAGAUCAACAAUUGUUCUUUACCACAGCCUCUGGAAACAAUGGAAACAAAUAUUGAAUCAUUGUUCUCUGAAAUUCAAACUCAUUAUGAUAAAUUAAAUUGUAAAAUUAAUGAAUAUGCUGAAAUAGAUAGGGAUUUGAAAGAUCGGAUCAAAAUAAUAAUUGAAAAAUUAUACAGCAUCCGAGAAGAGCUCAUGAACUGCGACGAUGUUACUCUAGACGUCAACAAACAAAUACGAAAUCUUGAAAAGUUGCAGACUCUUCGAAAUGUAAUGAAUUCAGUAAACAUUGAAAUAACAGAGCUUAAAAAUGAUUUCAUCAAUGCUGAGAUGAAGUUUGAUUCUAUUAAAGAAAGUACGACUUCUAGAGAGCUCCAGAGCUUGGAACAUCGCUUUGGAAUGAUACUUAAUAACCUGAAUGAAGUAGAUGCUAAACUAAACAAAGCGAUUGAAAAAACUUUCAUUGAUAAGGUUUUAUCAAUAAAUCGUAUGGUUUCUUCCCAAUUAGAGAAAUUGAAAUGGUGCCAGCCAGAAGCGAAUAGCGAUAAAGGCAAUUUGGAAAUAAAAAAAUCUGCAUUGGACAAUAUAGAACACACUCAAAAUGAAUGUGAAGCUAAUUUAUUACAUCUGUCAGAGUUAUUGAGUUACUUUGAUGGCGUUAUAGGUCAGCAAAAAGUUGACCACUUCAGAGAGGAGAAAAAAGAUGCUGACAGCAAUUUGAGUUAUUUAAAAUCGGAGUCUGAUAAAAUCAAAUCCAAAAUCAAUUCUAAUAUAGCACUAUGGGAAGAAUAUGAACUUAACUCUGGAGCAAUAGUCAAAUGGUUGAAAGAGAUUGAGAAAAAACACAAGAUGGAAACAAUUCUUCUAAUAGAGUUGAAAAUAUUAGAUGAUAAAAUAGAAGAAACUAAAAACACCUACCAAUCAUUGAUGGAUUUUCAAAUAAAUCUGAAAAAUCUCCAUGAUGUAGCAAACAAUAUAAAUAAUUUGAAUCCAGAAUCACGCGUUCUGGUGCUUGUCAAUCAGUUACAAACAAGAUUCAAUACAUUUGAAAAACAUUUUUCUUUUCUUUUAAACAGAUUAUCAGAUGUGGCAACUAAAAACAAACAGUUCAGAAAGUCAUUGAAGGAAAUGUUUGAUUGGAUUGAGACUAUGAAGCCACAAUUGGCUCGUUUUGCUAAUUCAACAAACGAAAACCACGUAGAAUUGAAGAGCUAUCGGGCUCAAAUAGUAGCUCAAGAACAAUUAAUCAAUGAUGCGUGUUCUAUAGGUGAAAACUUGUAUGCUGAAGUUAAUCCUGAUUGUCGUGAAUCAAUAAGGAUGGACAUUGUGGCAUUAAGAAAUGCAUACCGUGCUCUAUUGGAUGAAAGUAAUCUGAUUUUAAAAGAGAUGGAAGCAAAUAUCGUGAACAAAAAAACAAGUGAUGAAAGCCACGGUCAACUUGUGAAAUGGUUGCAAGAGUUGAAAAACAAAUUCCAUAGCAUGCCCUCAGUUUAUGCCAAUCUUCAGCUUAAAAAAGAUGCUGUUUUCGAUUGCAAGACGAUGAUCAAAGAUGCAAACUAUCACAAAUCAAGUGUUGAACAACUACAGAAAAAGUGUGCAUCUCUGUAUAGUACAGAUGCUCUAGCCAAUAUUUAUAACACAUGUGAACAAUACAAUUCUCUUAUAAACAGCCUUUCCAAUAAACUUACCAUUUAUGAAAAAGCUGUGAAGGACCAUGAACAUUACAACAGUUUGUUGGAAACAUCUCGCGACUGGUUACUGAAACUUAAAUUACAAACUAAUGACGUAUUCAAUGAUGCCGCCGAUCUCAUCAAGGGCAAAAUCCAAGAAUAUUUAUUAGUUGUUGACAACACUCUUAUGGAAGAAGAAGCUGUUUUGGAUAGUCUCAAUGACGUGUACAAUCAAUAUACAACUGUUUUAAGUGAAACAGAUGAAGUUGGGCAUUCAAAUUUACUCCAGGCUUUUGAAGAAUGCAAAGGCAACUGGACUAAUUUUUUUGAGAACUGUAGAAAAACAAAAUCAAAGUUGACGAAUUAUAUAAAUCAAAUUGAAAAUGCUAAUCACGACUUAGACGAUUGGCUAACUACACUUAGUCAAACUAAAAGCAAUAUAAGAGCAUUAUCCUGUCAAACACCGAUAGAUUCUAAACAAAACGCUAUUGCCGAGUUAGUAGAUAUCAAAAAGGGUAUUGAAGACUAUGGAUUACAGAUGUGUAAUAAAAUGAAAGAAUAUCAAGAAUUAAAAGCGAACUAUGACAUUGCUUCUAAAUACAAUCAUGUUCAAACUGAUUACCGAAACGUAAUAGAUUUGUGUAUGGAUGCUAUUGAUAAAACAAAAACAGUUAUUAACGAUCAAGUCGAUUUCGAUAAGGCAUACAACGAAUUCAUUAAUACGAUAAUGAGCCAACUUUCAACAUUAGAUAAUCUUCAAUUGUUAGUUGGCGACCUGAAUGUAUUACAAAAUCGACAGAUUCAUCUUAAAGAAAUUGCAUAUAAACGGCUUGAUGACGGAAAUUCUUUAGAGGAGUUAAUCAACAGGGGUGAAAAAUUAUAUGCUCAAACAUCAUCAGAGGACCGCGACCAAAUUCGUCUGAAAUUAUCAGAAUUGCGAAAACGUUGGGAUGAAUUUUCUGACAAACUAGAAUCAACAUCACAGAAAGUGGACCAGUGUAUUCUUCAAUUAGGGGAAUUCAGCCUACAACAAGAGCAGCUUUCUAAAUGGUUAAAAGAUAUUGAAAUGUCCAUGAAAUCUACUUCUGAACUAAAAUCCAAUAUUCAAGAUAAACGAUCCCAAUAUCAAAAUCAUAAACUCAUGCAUCAAGAAAUCCUCUCUCAGAAUGCAUUACUUGAUUCAGUUUGCAACAAAGCGCAGCAUUUGCUUUUAUUAACUAAUGACCAACAUCUAGGUUCAUAUUUAAUAUCAAUUAAGGACACUUACAAAAAUAUUGUUCAAAAAUCAAAUGAACUUCUCAUUAAUCUUAACGAUUGUGUGAAUGCACAUAACGAUUAUAACAAUAUUUUGAAUAAAUUAAAAAUUUGGAUAACCGAAGAGAAAGAUAAAAUCACAGUAUGCGACGAUGAAGGAGGUGAAAAACAAGAUAUUGUUAAACGAAUCGAAACUCUUAAUAAUCUUAAGCUUGGGCUAUCUAAAGGUGAAGAAUUACUAAAUCAAUUAGAAAAAAGCCACGAUAUAAACAAAUUAAGUACUGCUCCCGAAGGUAUAAUGAUUGCCGAGCAAGAGAUCACUGCUGUUCGAUCAAAUAUUGAUGAUCUUAAAGAAUAUUUGAAAGAAACUACAGAAACUCAGCAGAAAUGUUUAGCGAUAUGGAUAAAGUUCGAUCAUGAUUUAGACACUCUCACAAAAUGGUGCAGAUCUGUUGAAACAAUUUUCAGAGAUCAGCAACUGUAUGAUACGCUUGAGCAAAAGCAAAAUCAGUUACAAGUGUAUCGUACCAAUUUGGAGCAUAUCAAUGAUAAACAAAAGGAUGUCGAUGAUUUUGUUGCGAAUGCCCAAGCUUUAUUCAGCAAAACGGGAAUUGAAAAAGUAAAAUUCUAUAUCAAUCAACUGAUAAAUCGAUAUCAGCUACUUCUUGUUUUGAGUAAAGAAGUGGUUAAUCGUGCUCAAAAUAUCGUCAAUGAUCAUAUAAGCUAUGACGAAAGGUUGACAGAGUGUCGAUCGCGAUUGCUUAAGAUUGAAAAUAAUAUAAAAAUAUUAGCUGCUGAGAAAAAUUCCACUGAUAAUCAGAAUAUGAUGCAAGUCAUAGAUAUCGAAAAAGAAAAAUUAGAAAAUUACAUGCCUGCACUAGUAACUGCAAGUGAAAAAGUUUUGUCAGAAACUAGCUCACAAGGCCGCGAAAAAAUACGUGACGACAUGAAAAAGAUUAAAGAUCAAUUUGAAAAUAUCAUUGCAAACAUUGGCAAUUUAAAGAAUCAAUUGGACGUUAGAUCUGUACAGUGGUCGUCAUAUAAAGACAGUAUUCACCAAAUAUUAUCUUGGCUUGACAUCACAGAAAAAAAGUUGGAUAGAAACGAAACUCAAAGUUGGAACACAACUCAAGAGAUUCGGUCAAAACUUUUUAAGUACAAAGCUCUGGUACAGGAAGUCGCGAGUCAGAAGCGAAUGAUAGAUUCGUUAAAUGAAAAAGCAGCUCAGGUUUGUGAAAAUCAAAAUGACGAUUUGAGCUCAACAGUGCAAUCCAUCAAUGAUCGAUAUGAUGGCUUAAAGAAAACAUCAAGUGACAUUGUUCUCAAUCUUGAGCAAUCUUUAUCAUUGCUUAAUCAAUUUAAUGAGCAACUGAAAAGCUACAUUGACGAGCAAGAAGAUCUUUUUAAUGAAUUGAAACAGCUUUCUGAUGUUUCUGGUAGCAGAAAAUCUAUUCAGGACAAACUCCUGAAAGUACAACAACUUCAACAAAUUAUUCCAGAGAAAAGCAGGAACUUAACUUAUAUGAACAAACUUAUUACUGAUAAUAAUGAUCUCAUCUCUCAUGGAGCGAAAAUUACUAUGGAACAAGAUUUAAUGAGAGUCCAACACGAAUUUGAAAAGCUGAAUAGUUCUAUAAACGAUACCAAACUAGAAUUGGAAAAGCGCAUCCAACUUUGGAGCGCUUACCAAAAUGAUCUAGAUGACAUCAACAGUUUUUUGUCAGAAAUCGAAGAUUCUGUAAGGUCGUACUGUUUGAAAAACACUCUUCCGGAGAAACAAGAGCAAUAUGAACUUUAUCAAGUUUUAUCUGGAAAGCUGAAAAAUAAACAGCUCUCUGUUGACUCAUUAUUGGACAAGACAUCAGAAUUGCUUCAAAGUAGUGGCGAUGCAAAAAUGCCCAUCACCAUGCAACAAAUUAAAACUCGUAUGCAGUCUGUAGAGAAUACUGUUAAGGAAAUUUAUAAAAAGUGCGAGCAAGCCUAUGAGGAACACAAACUAUACAAAACAAAAUAUGGAGAAUCUGUUGUUGAAAUGGAUUCAAUUGUGGAAUCUUUUGAAAAUUGCAAAAUCAACCAAGAAAAUACCCUUGAUGACAUAACACAAAUCCUCAAAACGUUAUUAGCUAAGCAAAAUGCAGUGAAUGUGCACUGCAGCUUGGUAUCAGAUAUAGGCGAAAGACUUUAUACUUCAACAGCAUCAACAGGUCAUCAAGUGCUUCGAAAUGAAAUUCAAGAUUUGUUGCAAAGAUAUGAGAAAAUGUUUGAUGACAUUUGCUCUUAUCUGAAAAUGUGCGAAGCUAAGACCACUAAACUUUCAGGGUUUAAUGAAAAACUUGAUCAAAUACAGCGAUGGUUGGAAGAAAUUGGCUCCAGCUUGACUUGCGAAAUGAUUUUGAAGCCAACACUUGAUGAUAAAAUAUGUCAACAGCAAACAUAUAUUGAUUUGUUCAGUGACAUAAAAAAUCAUAAGCCAGAAAUAAACAAUAUUCAAGAUCUUUUUAACAAUUUGAAACUUGAAAAUACUGAAAUCAACUCAGCAUAUGCUGCAAUCCACAAAAGUUAUAACGAAUUGUUUGAAAAAUGUCAAUAUUUUGUACAGGCUUAUGAAAAAAUUGUUUAUAACCAUCGCCAAUACUGUAAAAUAGUACUAGAAACGUCUGAUUUUAUAGAUGCAAAUCAUAAUACAAUAGAAUUAUGGGGCGAAACUGAUCUAGAUCAAGUAUCUUUGCACACGAAUUUGGGUCGAUUACACGAACUGAAAAUGUCUAUCAUAUCGGAGAGUAAUAGAAUUGAACAAAUACGUACACUUGGGGAAUUGACUAUACCUGACACAAGUGACGAGGGAAAGGCAAACAUAAGGCUACAGAUUGACAUAUCUCAACAGGAAUGGGAAGGAGUUUUGGUUGCGAUCGAUUCUACAACAGAAAAAUUGCAAUCCAAAAUUACCGAAUGGAAUGAUUAUGAAAAGCUUCGUUCGGACUGCAUGAACUGGAUACGUGAAGUUGACUCAAAAAUACAUUCAAUUGAUUUAAAGUCUAGCCUUAACGAAAAGAAAGCCACAUUAGACUAUUUGAAAAGUCUUCAGGGUGAGGUCAAAGCCAAAGAGCUAGAAAUUGAUAGUUUCACCGAAAAAGCGCAGAUGCUCUAUAGAGGAUACCUUAGUAGUAGGAACUCACAAAUAUCUGAAUUGGCUGUAAAGUAUCAACAAACUACUAAUCGCGUAAAAGAAUUAGCUACAAGAUGGCAACAGUAUGUUAUAAGCCACCAGGAAUUAGAAUCACAAGUGUCUAAUUGCAAACAAUGGCUGAGUGGUAUACGGGAGAAACUCAAUUUCUGUGCUGAUCAGAGUACUACUUCAGAGAAAGAAAUGCAAAGCAAAAUGAAACUAAUCCUAGAACUUAUCGGCAAUAAAGAUGAAGGUUCCUUACAGAUUAAGCUUAUAAUGGAUUUGGCCCAACAAGUUCUUGCAUGUACUACUUCAAUUGGUCACGAACCAAUCAAUAGCUCCAUUACUUCUUUACAAGACGAAUGGUCGGCUUUGACAUUGAAAAUGGUGGACGUGAGAUCUAAUCUAGAUGAAGCAAUCAAUCAAUGGUCAGGAUUUUUGGAUCAAGUAAAUGAACUACGCAAAAGUAUAGAAUGGAUGGAAAAUGAGUUUAAGGCCUACUCAGAAUAUCAACAAACCAUGGCCGAAAAACGUGCUCAGCUAGACAAAAUAAAAAAUUGCGAAGAGAAAAUACGAUUGGAACGCAUUGAAAUCGAACCGCUUAAACAGAAAGCAGCUGAAAUGUGCAGCUUAGGACAGCAAACUCAAGCUGCGAGUACGGCCAAACAAAUUCUGGCCAAAUUUGAUUACGUUGCUGAUCAGAUCAGCAAAUUGUUAACUGAAAGAGAAGACCAAUAUCGAGACCACCGAUUGUAUAAGGAAGCGUUCGAUGAUUUAUUGAACUGGAUACACAGAGCCCGUGAAAAAUUACCAUCUGUAAAACAACAAUCACUCAGCGAUAAAUUGUCCAUUGACAAUGCAGUUGCUCCAUUAGAUUCUCUCAUGAACAAAAAAGCACAAGGUGAACUCCUUGUGGAACAUUUGCUCCACACAGGAGAGGUGGUUAUGGCUUCAACGUCAAGCAAAGGAAAAGAGUUGAUCAAGAGUGAUAUCGACGGUUUAAAGAAUAAUUUCAACGAGCUAUUCAAAGAAAUAAGUGAUCAAAAGCGAAACCUUGAAAAAACUAUUUCAAUGCUUCGAGAGUAUAAAGAAGAGUAUGAAAGACUAUCAGAAUGGCUGCAGCAAAUCGAUAUAAUUGUAAAAAACAACAAACUAGCUAUGUCCUCUAAUCUACAAGAAAAAGAAAAACAAGUAAAAGAUAUGCAAGAGCUGCUUGGACGGUUAAGCAAAGGGCAAUCAGAAAUUGAUAAAUUCAAUGCAUUUGCAACGCCACUUCUGCACUCACAUCUGGAUUCAUAUAUUGGAAAUCAGUUAAGACAUCUGAACUCACGCUAUCAAGUGCAAGUUAAUAUAGCUAAAGACGUUUUGAAGAAGGUUGAAACAAAUUAUGAUCUUCACAAGGAUUACAAUGACUAUUUACAAAAAGCAAACGACUGGAUUGAGAACGCUAAGGAGAUAGUUAGAGUUUCGACAGAUAAUGUAGAAAGAGUAAGUAAAGAAAAUUUGGAAAAACGUUUAGAAAAAAUCGUCGAGCUGAUUCAACAACGAGAUCAAGGGCAAAAUCUUGUAAACAAUACUAUCAAUACCGGAGAGAAAGUAGUGAAAUGUACCAAGUCCGAUGGUAAAGAAGUAAUCAAUAAUGAGCUAAGAGAAAUUCAGAAUAGUUGGGACCGGUUGGUUAAAAAGAUGUCUACAGCUAAGGUUCAUUUAGAAACAAGCUUACUCCAAUGGGCUGAUUAUAGCUCCAGUUAUAAUCAUCUUCAACAAUGGAUCCAGGAUCGGGAAUCUAAACUUCAAAGAGUUUCGGAGCAGAAAGUUGUUCGAUUCAAGACAGGAACACCCACAAGCCUCAGUAGUGGCUUGAAUGAAAGAAGAGCUAAUUUACGUCAAGCAAAUGAUAUUGUUCAGGAUAUAGUAUCUUUCGAACCAAUGAUACAAUCAGUUGCGAAUAAGGCAUCGGAUCUUCAUCAAACAUCUCCUGCAUCUGAAAUUUCACACAAAUAUGAAAAUUUGAGUAAACAGGCUAAAGAGGUUUUUGCUAAACAGAAGGAAACUGUUGAGCUACAUCAAGCCUUUAUUGACACGAGUAAUGAAUUUGCAGCAUGGAUUCGGAAUGCGAAGGAAAAUAUCAAUAAAUGCACAGAUUAUAAAGGAGACAAAGAUUCACUGAUUUCAAAAAUGACACAGUUGAAAAUUCUUGAAAACGAUGCUCCUGUUGGGCAAAAAAAGCUUGAGAAAGCGUUGCAACAAGCUGAAAUAGCUUGUCAAAUAGUAGAUUCAGGGGAAUGUGAAGCAAUAGAGAAAGAAGUAGCUCUCCUUCAGGAAGAGUUCGACAACUAUUGCUUAGCUUUGAAGAAGAUUGGAACAGCUCUUGAAAACGGUAUAGUUCGAUGGACAGAAUACGACGACCAGUACAAAAUAGCACAAAAAUGGUUGGACAAUAUCGAAGGAGAAAUACAGCAGUAUAAUAAAAUGCAAAGCAGUCUCGAAGAGAAAAAGUAUGUACUGGAAGAAUUCCAAUCAAAAUUACAAACAUUAUUUGAUUGGCAACGAGAGCUAGAUAAUUUGAACAUGAAAGCUCAGGUACUCCUAGACAUUUGUGCUGAUACCAGAGUCAGUAAUGGUGUUACACAGCUGACAACCAAAUACAAUGUGCUGCUGUCUAUUGCAAAAGAAACCAUGAGAAGACUAGAACAGCAUUAUCAAGAACAUCAACAACAUAACACUCUUUUCGGCGAAUGCCAUGAUUGGCUUGACAGAAUUCAUGAAAAAGUUAACGAAUGUGAUGCCACGCCACAAACUAUAACGGAAACGCAAUCCAAAUUAAAUAUAAUAAAAGGAAUCCGACAGAACCUUGAGCAAGGCCAAAACAAACUGCGGUAUUUAUUUGAACUUAAGGAAAAAAUAGUGCUUAGCACUGAACCCAACGGUGCAUCCAAAAUAGCGGAAGAUACGGAAAACAUUAAAGCUGAUUAUGAGUCUCUAAUGGUGGAUAUUAAUGAAAAUCGUCAAAAACUUAUGAAUCAUUUGGCACUCCUUGAGGAUUUGGGCAAACUUUCAAAAGUUCUUUCUGAAUGGAUUGAAGAGGUGCAUGGUAAAAUGAAUGAGAGUCCAACUCCCAGUGAGUUAUCCGACACUAGAGUUGCACUUGAGAAAUAUCGUACUAUUCAACGAGAAACUGGUAACUAUAAUGAUAUUGCUGGAAAAAUUAAAGAGAAGAUUGCUGGCAAUGACAGCAUUCGUAGUGAGAAGGUCAAUCAAUUGCUUAAAGAUUAUGAUGAUGUGAUAUUUAAGUUGAGCAACGAGAUCGAGAAGUUAGAAAACAGUGUUAACAAUUACGAUAAAUUUAAACAAGGGCUUCAAAUGCUGUAUGACUGGAUGAAGUUAACUCGCCUCAAUACUGAGAAAACGUCAGAUUAUCAUGGUGAUAAAAAUCAUAUUAUUGAACAAAUGAAUAGAAUAAAAGAAAUACAGCUGUCCUUUUCUGAGGGCAAAAUACUGCUAGAAAAUGCUCAAGAGCUUGGCAACAGACUACUACAGAUUGUUAAUCAAGAAGGUCACGAUACAAUCAAACAAGAACUUCUCCAAGCAAAGUCGGAUUGGGAAGAUAUUGGAGUUCUAACGAGUACGACCUAUCAGGGAAUGAUGGAUGUUUUAUCUUCUUGGGAACGCUUUACUGAAAAAAUUGAUGAUGUUACCGCUUUUAUCGAGGAGUAUGAAAACAAAAUAUCUUCACUUAAUGACGAAAAUGUUGUCGAUCAAGAUGAUAAGCUCAAGCAAAUGAAGCAUAUCUUCAAUAUAAUUGUGAACAAGAAAAAUUCUAUUGAAGAAUUGAACGAUAUGUGCGAAGCAUUAAUGGAAAAAUGCGCAUGCUCUAUGGUUCGAGACCGCACGGUUGAACUGCAAAAAAAAUAUUCCACACUGUUGGCGAACUUGCAAGCAUUGAUCUCGAAACUGGAAAAGAACGUAGUCAGCCAAACAGAAUACAUUUACUUCAAAGACGAAAUGCAAAAAUGGAUUGAUGGGGCGAAACAAGCUAUCAGUAGUUCACAGUAUUCGACAUCUGAUGAUAUUGGCAAUAUCAUUAACAAAAUUAAUGCUAUGCAAUCACUUGCAAAUAGCAUUCCUCAAGGCCAAAAACUUUUCGAAAUGUUGCAGGACUCGUUUACCAAAUCAUCUUAUAUGUACUCCGAAGACAAGCAAUCCGAUAUGUUUCAAACAAUAUCUGAACAACGUGAUCAAUUGGAUGCCAUCGUUACGAACCUAAAUGUAACUCUCAAUGAUUUGAACUCUAAGCAUAUUCGUUUGGAGCAAUAUGAAGAAAUGAAAAGAGCUAUAACAGAAUGGAUGAAUUUUACUGAGAAAGCUUAUGAAAUGCUUCCAGAUACUCACGGAGAAAUGAGUGAGCUUAAAAUGUUACUAGAGAAAAUCAAACAUAUUCUCACUGAAGUUACAUUCAAAAAAGUAGACUUGGAUAAUAUUCAACAGGAAGCAGCUGAAUUGUUUGAAUCGAACAAAAGUGACAUUGAAAAUGACUUAAUACAGAAUUUACAUAAGCGAAAUGAUAAAAUGAAGGAAAGAUGUACUUACGGUAUACAAAAAUUGGAGAUGGAAUUGAAUGAUCAGAUGAUGUAUUAUCAGACUCUGCAAGAAAUUGAGAAAUGGUUGCUUCAGAUUUCAUUCCAACUAAUGGCGCACAAUUCUUUAUACAUCCAUAAUCGGGAACAGACUAUGGAGCAAAUUGAGCAACACGAGAAAUUACUCAAUGAAAUCCAACGGUAUCAAAUAAACAUUGAUGACUUCAACGUAAAAGCACAAAGUCAAAUAGAACGAUAUGUAUCACUUUCACCAAACAUAAAAAAUCAGAUAGAAAACCAGAUAAAAAAUAUUCAAGACAGUUAUAGCUCACUUUUGAAUACAUCGGUACAAAUAAAAAACCGCCUAUAUGAUUCGCUUCAUAAGUUCCAAGAAUAUGAAGAUACCCUGAAUGAUAUAACACGAAAUCUUGAUAAAGUUGAGCCUGAGGUGGCACAAGGAAAAGAAAUUAGUGCUACCGAAUUUAUGACGGUGAAAAAACAGCUGGAGCGUGCCCAGAAAAUUCAUAAUAAGUUACAAGUUGAAAAAAGCCGAUUAAUCCACGCCGUGCAAGCAUGUGAAGCAGCUACUGCUAGUAUUAGCCGACCAAGUUCACCCAUUGAUAGUGCCCAUCAAGUAGUUCCAGAAAAUGAACUAAUAGUACGUGCACGACUGGAAGAUUUGAUAGAUGAGGUACAAGCUUGGAUAACAGAUCUAAUAGCAGCAGCUAACGAUUGUGAACGACAACAGAAACAAAGAUGUGAGCUAGAGCAAUGGAUUACAAAACAGAAUACAGUUAUCAAUGACUGGUCUUCUAAGCCAUCCAAGUUCAGAUCUGAAGCUGCUGAACAAGAACUCAAACAAAUGAGUGAACUACUGAGAAAUGUCAUUAUAAAGAAAGAUGACCUUAGUUCUACUGAAGACUCUCUUGCUAUCAAACUGGAUGAUCUUCAGGCACAGCUCAAGAAAGUUAUUGACAAAAAAUCUGCUAAUCAAAUUUGUAUAGAACGAUAUAAAAAAUGUUAUGAAGACACUCAACAUUGGUUGGAUGCAAUAAUCGGCCAAAUUGACAAUCUUGAAAAAGGAAAUGGAUUCAGCUGCAAACAGCGGCUUGAAAAGGCAGCAAAUAUUCAAAAAAUCCUAAGUGAUAAUUGUGACAACCUAAAAAAAUACAAGGAAAAUGCAUCUAUUGUCAUUGAACUCGUGAGUAACUUGGAUGCGCAACAAGUGAAUGAACAAAUCAAAUCAAUGGAUCGACGGUUUCAAGAUAUCAAUAAAAGACUAAACCGUAAAUUUGAGAUUAUUGAUGGAACAAACAAAGCGCUCCUGAAAAUCGUCUCCGAUGUUGACUCAGUACGUCAGUGGCUCAACGAAAAGAGCGAUUUGAUCAAAACACCCUACACACUUGGAUUUGAAGCAAAAUCGGCCGAAGCGCAACAGCAAGCUUUUAAGAACUUACUCAAAGAAGUGGAAAACAGGCAAACCUUUACAGAUGGUAUACGUAAAAGAUUUUCGAGUAUCCAAAGUGAUUUGGAAAAGCAUGAAAAACAGCCAUUGGAAGAAAGUUUGAAUAUACUCUCUGAUGAGUUUAACGCCUUGUGUGAAUACGUGCGGCAUGAAAUUGAGAAAAUUUCAGAUGAAAUCCUUUGCCGUAAGAAUAUGCAAAACAACUUCGAAAUGACACGUACAUGGAUUAAGUCCAAAUUGAACGAUGUAAAUAAAAUUUCAGAGCAAUUGCCUCUAUUGGCAUCCAACGUUUUGUCUGAAAUAAAUCUAUGUAAACGACAUGAUGUCACCAUACGUGAAUUCGAAGAAAAAGCGUUUAAAGAUUUUACCAAUCAAGUUAAAGAAAUUAUGAAAGACUGCAAUGAUGAUGGUCAGAAAAAAUUGUUACAUGAUGUAAAUGUGCUCAAGAAACAAUUGAUGGAGUUAACAGAAUGCUGUUCAAGGAAAAUUGAAUUCAUGGAACGGGAACGUGCGAAGCGUUUGGAAUAUGAAGGCAGAAAAGAUCAAUUAAACGCUUGGUUUGCCGAAGUCGAGCCUAUUGCACUGGUUAAUAUUAGAAUCACCAGCUUAGAUAUUCUCAAAGACCAAUUUGAUCAAAUUCAAAAGGUAAUGAAUGAAAGUUUUGCAACUAAGACAUGCUUGAAGGAGGUCGACGAAUACAAGAAUGCCAUUGUUCCAACAUUGAACGAUAUUGAUAAAAAUAGUAUCAACAUUCAAGUUAAAGCAUGUUAUGACAAGUUUAAUAGCCUUCAAAAUACACUGUCAACUAAGCUAGAAAAAAUCAACACCAAUAUAAGUGAUUUUGAAAACGCUCUGGGGAAGAUAAAAAAAUGUGAAGAGCUUUUAAGUCAGGUACAGAACCAAAUUCGAGAAAUGAACAAGCCAGUUGCAAGUAAAAUUGAGUGCAUUCAAGACUUCAUGAUGUCCUAUGAAACCAUUCUAGCUGAUUUAAAAGAGCAACGUCUGGAACUGAAUUCUAUUCUACUGACCAAUAUUCCACAAUUACAAGAAAAUACAUCAAAAUUGGAAGAAAUGAUAAUAGCAAUAGAAGAACAGUUAAGACGAUUAAAAACAAUAUUGAAUAUGAAGGAGCAGUUUAUUGGAGCUUUAAAUGAUGUCGUUAAAACAAUAUCAAAAAUCACCACAGACUUUAAUGAAAUUGAUCAUUUUUCGAAAGAUAUUGAAGUACGUAUACAGAAAUAUGACGACAUUCUUAUUCAAAUAGAUGACUGUAGUUCUAUGCUUGCUAAUGCUUCUGAAAAGGGACGCCUAAUAGCAAAUGAAGGUACUGAUUUUGAUCGCCACAAUAUAAUGGAACAAAUUCAUUCACUGAAGAUUCAGUUAGAUACUAUAAAGCGAAAUGUAACUGGUGACAAAGAUAAAAAUAGAAAGCAACAAGUUCAUCAUAACGCUCUCUCCCAAGAAUAUACUACCUUACUUGAUUGGUUCAAAAAAAAUAUUGAAGUGAUCGAAUCUCGACCGUUAUUCAGCGAAGAUUUGAACGAAUCAGCUGAAUUAAUAAAAUUACAUGAGAGUCUAUGCGUAGAGGCACGAGCAAAAACUAGUCAACUAAACAAUCUUGCCAAAAAAACACAAUCAGACACCAGAUUACCUAGUAAUCUUCAAUUGCAAAUCGAAACAGCUGAACGGUUUAGGAAUAUUGUUCCAAAGGAACUAGUCAGCCGUGGGGAUUAUCUUCUCGCUAAUCAUAACUACCGAGUUGCAUAUCAUAAAAGCCUCGAUCAAGUAAACAAGUGGAUUGAGCAAACUGAACAUUUUUUGGCAAAAUCACCCACAUUCAAAGUCGAUAUUGAUAGUUUGAAUCAAGAUUUAUUCGAACUAGGGAAACUUAUGGAAUCUGAAGCUGCUGUGAGAAACGUACUCUAUCAUGAAAUACAAGAACAGGCUGAUUUAUUCUGGAAUACCCUUACGGAGAAAGACCAAAACCAAUGUCUAUCACAAUUGCAGCACUUAAAGAUGCGUCUGACUGAAUUUUCCGACAAAAUUGCAAUGAAUCAAAAGGAAAUUCUUUUUAAUAAGGACAUACUUGAGCAACAUGCUUGUCAGCGCAGUAAAAUAGUUUUGUGCCUACAGAACAACAAGCUGGAUGAUUCAAUGAUGACUGAACCUAUGCUUUCAGCACGUAUAGAUCUCGUUGGCAAGAUGCUGGAAAUACUUCGGACGAACCAACACGAACUGGAUACAUUUAACAAAAUAUCUAGUACUAUUAUUGGAAAAAGCGAUAGUAUUGAUAGUGAACCCAUCAGUGCUGAAAACCUUGAACUCAACAAUAGAUGGAUUAACGAGGCAAGUAUUCUAGAAAAUUUACAAGAAAACUUGAUUCAGCUUCGACAACAGUGGACUCAACUGGAGGACAUUCUCCAAGAGCUAGAAACAAAAUCUAGCAGUUUACUAGAGAAGGAUAACAACCUCGAUUCAAUUGUACGAUCGAAAGAAAAUCUCCAAACGAAAUUAUCAUCAUUGCAGAAUUUAUUGGAUGACAAGACGGUGCUCAAUCAGUUGAAUAAAAAAGCAAAUUCUCUGGCUAAAACUUUAAUUGAAGCCUUACAGAAACAAAAACUGUCUCCGCAUACUUUAGAAGAGAAGCUAAUCCAUUUGAAUCAAAUCGAUUCUAGGCUGACGGAAAAUUUAAAAGCAAAACAUCGUAAUAUUAAUGAGAAGGCUGAUAAAUUGCAAAACUUCUCGAAUAAAGUAUCUUCACUUACUUCUUGCGCAGAAGCAUUAUUAGAAAAACUCAAGGCUAUCAAUCCGUUUGAUGAACGAUUAUAUCAAACGGAGCAAAAUCUUUUAUCGUGCAAGUCUAAGGCUCAAGAGUAUACAGAACAAUCACACCACCUUAACCAAGAAAUACGGGAAGAAUAUUUAACUUCACAAGAGUUCAUUCCUGUUGAUAUAGAUCAACAACAAAAAUCUUUGGAGGCAUUAGUGUUCAACAUAACCGAAACCAUGGAGGAUUUCAACUGCAAAUUCCAAAGAGCUAAAGAAAUAAGGACUAACUAUUUUGUUGUAUACGAUAAAAUCAAAACAUGGAUUGAAAAUGCUGAACUAGCCAUUAGUAAUCACAAUAUCGACCCAAGCGAAUUGAAAACCAAACUAGUUGCACUGAUUCAUGAGAGUAGUGAAGUAAGAAUUGCAUACGAGCAACUGGUUUACAAUGGCAGUGAAAUAAUAGAAAAUUGCAGAGACCACAAUGAUCGAAAAGCAAUGCAAGCUAAUAUGGAUCAAAUAUCAUACGAGCUUUCGAAAACAAUCCAACUUAUUGAGGAGAAAAAUCACACUGUUGAUCAAAUACUAGGAAAUUGGGCAAACUUCAUGCGAGUAUACCAAUUAGUUAUUGAAUGGUCGCUGAAAUUAAAAAUAUUGCUGGAUCGGAAGCUGCAGUUGAAUUCACUUCAAGAUGCUCAAUUAGCACGCCAAGACUAUGCUACCGCUGUUUCAAGUUUGACUGAUGUAUCGCAAAACUUAAGCGAAAUGAACCACGAAUUCGAUAAAAUUAACGAAGUGUGCUCGACGGGAUACUUGAAAAACAAACUACACGAAGCCGAAACAUUAAAAAUCGAUAUAGAAACUGUGCUUUUCGAACGGAAUUUGUAUUUACAAGAAACCACAGAGGAAUGGUUGCAAUUUGAACACAAAAUCAAAAGCGUUAAAGAAUGGAUUGAAGACAGCUAUAAAACAUUGGGUUCAGCAGAUCUCAAAAACAAACCAUUACGUGAUCAAUUAAGAAUACUAGAACAAAUGCUUGCUGACGUAUCGGCGCAGAAAAUUAAAGUUAAUAUGUCACUAGAAAAGCUACAGGUUCAUUUUCAUUCAGAGAUUAUAUACACUGAAAAUCUAAAUAUUGUGCAUGAUGGGCGUGUUGUUAUUGAACAACUCGACAAACUUAAUAGAGAUGUUUUCCACAAUACACAAAAUUUAGACAAAGCAUUGACACAAAUCGAAGAUUGCCAAAGCGAAAUGCAAACAAUACGUCAACGUAUUGUGCAGGAGGAGCAGCAACUUCGAAAUAUUUUGUCACCACUUCAUCAGUCUAGCGAAAGUGAGAAAAAUGAACAGACACUUUCCGAAAGCGUGGAAAAUAUUUUGAGUCGCUGCUCAACGAGGAAGAAAAAAUGAACAAUCUACCAUAUGAUGACGUGAAUAGUCUAAUAAAGGGACUACAGGUACUUAUUGAAAACUUGGCUGUCUACAAACAACAAAACCACAUGAUAUCUAUGUCCCUUCCACAAAACGCUGAUGUAAGGGUUAGAGAGUCCAUUAGCCUGAUUGAUAGUAGAAUCGAUUUA
Molecule: messenger RNA, 23962 nt
Organism: Armigeres subalbatus
Lineage: Eukaryota; Metazoa; Arthropoda; Insecta; Diptera; Culicidae
Gene: Msp300
Product: muscle-specific protein 300 kDa
Exons: 18
Coding region: 81-23792 (7903 amino acids)
Biological process (GO): nuclear migration
Cellular component (GO): meiotic nuclear membrane microtubule tethering complex; nuclear outer membrane; cytoplasm
Molecular function (GO): actin filament binding
Source: RefSeq, a predicted model, not a curated record